UUUAUCUGUGUUAUCACAUUUCAAAGUGAAUAGCUGCUCUGGGAACUGUCACAUUCAGCUCACAACAGCACAGGUUGUAAUAUGAGUUUCCAGUAAAGUCAUUAAAGUUCUUUAGUGAAAUUAAAACAAAAUCAGCGUUUUAUAUUUUGUCGUCUUUGAUCGAGUGUUUCCUGAGGCCCAGUGACGAGCUGAGAGCAAAGUAACCACAUGAACAAGCAGCAAGUUGCAGCUUAAAGUCUCAGUGAAGAUUUAAAUCUGAGUCUGUUUGUUCACUCCUGUAACACUGAUGCUGCUUUCAGGGGCCACGAGGAGAAGAGAAGAGCUUCCACUCAACACAUGUGAUUCACAUCAGCUUUCAGGCUGUAAACACAACAUGGGAACAUCAAGAGUAGAUGAAUGACUAAUUACAAAGAUGCUAUGGCAAGAAAAGAGGAGGAGCACGCCACUGACUGAUGAGAUUAACAACGACAUCAUCACUGCUAACGAUUUAAAUUUCUUCUUCUCAGGGUUUUCCGCCGUAGACGGAGGCCUCGCAGCUCGCUGGCCCGCCUCCUCAGUGACGUCACAGAGAGCUGCCAGUCGUGGCUGGGUGAGAAAGUCUUCAGGGGCGUCUUCGGAACGGGACCAAACCAGAACCGGGACCAGGACCGAGAAGACGAGCGAGGUCACAACUGGGCCACGAGCAGCCAGCAGGUCCUCGGGCCGGACGAGUCCUCCUGGGUCGGAUUGGGCAGCACUGAGCUGGAAGAGAGCCGCAGCUUCACAUACGACCCGACAGAGAUCCCAUCCUGUCCUGACAAAGCGUCACACUGUGCACUGCAGUGUGUGCACUGAGGGAAGGCUGCCGCUCAGGAAGGCUGGAGCUGCUGCACUGCACCGCUCUGUGCCGUGUUGUACAUUUCCUGGCUCUCGCAGCUGCUCAGCCGCUCAGUUUCCCCCCCCUGAGAUCACAGUCAGCUAUACACCGAGAGCCAAAGUCCGGGUCACCACUUCCUCCUCCUCCUCCGUCUCUCCAGAUUGCAGCUGGCGGAUGUAAUUGAAUUAAGGAGGAAGCCUUUUCUUUUGGCUGCGGACGCAUUGGAAAGAUGGACGUGAUGUAUACGAGCGCGUACCUGUUGCCGUUUUUAUCUCUGCAGUAGGUGGGUUGCGACCGAUUCUGCUGGGAAUCGUACACAUUCAAAAAGCUUUCAAAUGUG
Messenger RNA from Hippoglossus stenolepis (Pacific halibut), 1196 nucleotides. Its product is annotated as transmembrane protein 71-like. The coding region runs from base 413 to 1036 and encodes 207 amino acids. The record is from RefSeq and is a predicted model, not a curated record. The transcript has 4 exons. NCBI's taxonomy places the organism in Eukaryota, Metazoa, Chordata, Actinopteri, Pleuronectiformes, Pleuronectidae.